This is a messenger RNA of Coniophora puteana RWD-64-598 SS2, 1036 nucleotides long. RefSeq lists its product as uncharacterized. NCBI's taxonomy places the organism in Eukaryota, Fungi, Basidiomycota, Agaricomycetes, Boletales, Coniophoraceae. The transcript is spliced from 8 exons. The record is from RefSeq and is a predicted model, not a curated record. Bases 218 to 1036 code for a protein of 272 amino acids.
CAAGACGAGUGCCAGUCCUGCCAAAUAACCAUGGCAUCAGCCACCACACCGUCGCUUGACUUUGAAAUGGGCUUUCUACCUCGACACCCUCACUCCCAGCGGACGGAGAUUCCAUCAGAAUUUACAUCCAGCCACUCAUCAGACAACGUCCUCUCAUACACAUGAUGGGUGCGAUAUCCGCUAAAACUCGCAUACUGCUGCGCAACGCACGAAAUAUAUGUCUUGCUCGACUCUGUUCCUUGACAUAGGUCAUUGCUGUGUACUUAGGAUGGCUCAAGAUAGCUCUGGCUAUACAGUAACGUGGGAGACACCAGUGGGAGAGGAUGGUCAAGGCAUCGCCUCGAUCCUUGUCCAGGAUACGGACCCUAGCUUCGAUUAUCAGCCAGCUGAGGCAUGGAGUACAAGCCCGUCAAACGUUACCCAGUAUAAGGAUGGAACGGGCCAAUCGUUUGCAACGUAUCAGAACGUCCUUUAUCAUGCCAAUAACCUCGGGCCUGGGAAGCACACGAUCAAUGUGACGAAUAGUGGUCAGGAAUUGAACAUUGACUACGCCGAAGUGAUGGUCUUGACCGAAAACGUCUCCACCGGCGCAGCCGUGGGCCUAGCCGUGCUCGGCGUGGCCACCCUCUUCUUAUCAGGCGCCCUGGUCUGGAUGUGGCGCCAGCUGAAAAUGUCUCGAAGCCAAUACGUUGACCUCUAUCGCAGCUAUGCUCAGCGGCCUCCAGACAGCGUAAACUUCUCCUCUAGUAUCAUGACAAAUACGACGAGUACGCCUGAUCCUCACCGACGGAGCCGAGGGGCAUCGUCAGACAAGCAGCUGCUUCGCCGUAUACCCAGCGUUGGAGAAGGUUCAAUAGAGCUGCAACCACAACGAGCGGAUAACGGGAUCAGACCCAAUGUCGUGUACUACUCACCACAGCCAGAGAGACGUUCAUCAUAUGCGCCAACUAUAUCCACUGCGCUUCCCGAAUAUAGAGCGUUUCUGAGUGCAUUCGGGUAUACAGUGCUAUAUGACCUCUAUGCGCUUGAAGGCUAG